AUGCAGUCGUCUUUGCCAGGAACAGUACCUCGAAUGAUGCGACCAGCGCCUGGACAAAACUAUCCCCGCACUGGCUUCCCUUUGGAAGUGUCAACUCCCCUGGGUCAAGGUCGGGUAAACCAACUCGGUGGAGUGUUCAUCAACGGAAGACCACUGCCAAAUCAUAUCCGACACAAGAUAGUGGAGAUGGCCCACCACGGUAUCCGUCCCUGCGUGAUCUCUCGACAGCUACGAGUUUCCCAUGGUUGCGUGUCCAAAAUUCUUUGUCGGUAUCAAGAAACGGGAUCAAUCCGACCCGGGGCAAUAGGAGGAAGCAAACCCAGACAGGUAGCAACGCCCGAUGUGGAGAAACGGAUUGAGGAGUACAAGCGCGAGAAUCCCGGCAUGUUCAGCUGGGAGAUCCGAGACAAGCUGCUGAAGGACGGGGUGUGUGACAGAAGCACAGUUCCUUCAGGUGAGGCCUCAUCUGUGAGUUCCAUUAGUCGUGUUCUGAGAGCUCGAUUUGGGAAGAAAGAUGAUGAAGAAGAUUGUGAUAAAAAAGAUGAAGACGGGGAGAAGAAAACUAAACACAGCAUCGAUGGCAUUCUUGGCGAUAAAGGUAGCCGUAUGGAUGAAGGCUCAGAUGUGGAGUCGGAGCCGGACCUUCCCCUGAAGAGGAAACAGAGGCGCAGUCGCACCACUUUCACGGCCGAACAGCUGGAGGAGCUGGAGAAGGCCUUUGAGAGGACACACUAUCCCGACAUCUACACCAGAGAAGAGCUGGCCCAGAGGACCAAGCUCACAGAGGCCCGUGUACAGGUGUGGUUCAGCAACCGACGGGCCAGGUGGCGUAAGCAAGCGGGAGCCAAUCAGCUGGCGGCAUUCAAUCACCUGUUGCCGGGCGGAUUCCCAGGCAGCGGCAUGCCCACGCUACCCACCUACCAGCUCCAAGAUUCCGGCUACCCCACAACCACACUAUCACAAGACGUUAGUGGCACGGUUCACCGCCCUCAGCCAUUACCACCGUCCACCAUGCACCAGGGAGGGCUGUCGGGCGGGGAUGGCGGCUCGGCCUACGGCCUGUCGUCCAACCGUCAUGGCUUCUCCAGCUACUCCGACUCCUUCAUGAGCCCCUCGGCACCCAGUAACCACAUGAACCCCGUCAGCAACGGCCUCUCCCCACAGGUGAUGAGCAUCCUGAGUAACCCCAGCGGCGUGCCCUCACAGUCCCAGCAUGACUUCUCCAUCUCGCCCCUCCACGGCAGCCUGGAGUCGUCCAACUCCAUCUCGGCCAGCUGCAGCCAGCGCUCCUCAGACCAGUCCAUCAAGACGGUGGACAGCAUGGCAUCCUCCCAGUCCUACUGCCCUCCCACCUACAGCACCACCAGCUACAGUGUGGACCCUGUUACCGCCGGCUACCAGUACAGCCAAUACGGACAGACUGCUGUGGACUACCUGGCGAAGAACGUGAGCCUGUCCAGCCAGCGGAGGAUGAAGCUGGGAGACCACUCAGCUGUUCUGGGACUACUCCAGGUGGAAACGGGACAGGCCUACUAG
Messenger RNA from Salvelinus namaycush (lake trout), 1536 nucleotides. RefSeq names its product paired box protein Pax-7-like. The transcript has 9 exons. Bases 1 to 1536 code for a protein of 511 amino acids. Gene Ontology annotation, biological process: anatomical structure development; regulation of transcription by RNA polymerase II. The record is from RefSeq and is a predicted model, not a curated record. Gene Ontology annotation, molecular function: DNA-binding transcription factor activity, RNA polymerase II-specific; RNA polymerase II cis-regulatory region sequence-specific DNA binding. NCBI's taxonomy places the organism in Eukaryota, Metazoa, Chordata, Actinopteri, Salmoniformes, Salmonidae.